AGCAGGGGGAAGCUCUCUCUCUCUUGCAGCAGCACAGAGGCUGUUCGGUUGCUCGGAGUUAGCCUGGCUUGGCCUGGUCCGGCCUGGCCCCUCCGCCGACCGCUCGGAGUUGUGCUCGCAGCCCUGGCCUGGUUGCUCGGCGCCGGCCAGUCUUUGGUCCCCUUGGUCGCGGCUCCUGUGGACUGGGAGAGGCGGUGGGCCGCGCAGUCUACAAGCGAGGAGGUCUCGGUGCCGGUGAGUGACUGGGUGUCCUGGCGCUGCGGCCUGUUGUCUAGGGUCGGGCGGGGAGGCGGUGGAGGAGCGAUCCCCGGGGUGGUCACCCGGCCAACGCCUGCAGAGCUCAACUCCUAUCGGUGGGAACUCGCCGCAUCAACGGUGCGGCGUUGACGGAGUGAAGGGUCGAGGCAAGGCUUGAAGGCUACACGGCGUGAUACCUUUGGUGAUACUCCCCAAAUGAAGUAAAUCCAGCGGCGACCCUUGAGACGUGGUGAAUCUUCAUCAAUUGAUGCAGUAGACAGACGUUGCAGGCUGCUGCCAUUUAAUCUGUGAUGCAUUACAAUUUGGAUAUUUUGCAGCAAUGCAGCAAAAAAUAAUUGAAAGAAUGCCAAGACUUUUAAUUCUCCUUCUGCCUUUUGUGAAGUUUCCGUGAGCUUUUGAAGAGAAGUCUGGCAGAGCUAUGGAGCAAGCACAUGGCCUGCUAUUAAAUGAAGAGUUCUACAGUAAACUGAGUGACGCCAAGAAACCAGCAUUCUUUUUUGAAUGGCUGCAAUUCUUGCAAAAACUUUUGGUGGCUGCGAGUAAGGCUGAUAUCAAAGAGAAGCAGAAGCCACUGGUGGAACAACUGACCGCCUUGCUGGAGAGCUCACCAGGCCCACCUGCCCGCAAACUGAUUGCAAAGAACCUGGCCUUAUUAUAUAGUAUUGGUGAUAUUUUCUCUGUGUACCAAACCAUUGACAAAUGCAAUGAGAUAAUCAGAAGUAAGGAUGACUCACCAAGCUACCUGCCCACCAAACUGACUGCAGUUGCUUGUUUGGGAGCUCUGUAUGAACAACUCGGACGAGUAUUGGGGAAUACGCAUGCAAUCUCAGUGGGAAUCUUAUUGAAAGCAAUGAAAAGCGCUGAGUCCCAAGGGCGCUAUGAAAUUAUGCUGAGUUUACAGAAGAUACUUCUGGGGCAAGGAGUUGCUGCUAUACCGUGUCACAGAGAUAUCUACAAAGCUGCUCGCUCAUGUUUGACAGAUCGAUCAAUGGCUGUUCGUUGUGCUGCAGCAAAGUGCCUUUUGGAACUUCAGAAAGAAGCUGUUUUUAUGUGGACCACAGAACUCGAGAAUGUUGCUACACUUUGUUUCAAAGCCUUUGAAGGUUCUAAUUAUGAUGUACGUGUCUCUGUAUCAAAGUUGCUGGGAACUAUUUUAGCCACAGCUGUAACACCCAAACAGGGCCCAGGUGCAAGACAGGUGACUCGUAAAACCUCACUGGCGGAAGUAAUGGACUUGCUGGCUUCUGGCUUCCUGCGAGGUGGCAGUGGGUUCUUGCGUGCCAGUGGAGAGAUACUGAAAGGUUGCAGCUCCGUGAACCGGGAUGUUAGGAUUGGAGUUACUCAGGCUUAUGUUACAUUUGUUUCAACACUUGGUUGUCAGUGGUUGGAAAUGAACUUUGCUUCUCUACUUGGACAUAUUUUGGAGCUAGUGUCCCAUCCAAAAGCUACCCAGACUCAAAUAGAUGCGAUUUGCUGUCGUCGCUGUGUUUCAUUUAUCCUUCGGGCCACAGUGGGAUGUUUACUCGGAGAAAAAGCUCAGAUUGCGGCAGCGAAGGAAAUCUGUCAGGCUGUGGGAAAACAGAAGAGAGCUGUAGAUGCUGCACUGAGUGACAGUAAUGUGGAGAUUAAAGUGGGUACGAUGGACAUAUCUGCCAGCCAACAUGUACUUGUCUGUGCCCUUCAAGAAUUGGGCAGUCUAAUUCAGGGUCUUGAUUCUACUGCUGCCCCACUGCUUCUUGAUUCCACCGCAGGUCUAUUGGACAAAGUUAUGUCAAUGCUGCUUCAUCCAAGUCUUUCUGCAAGACUAGCUGCAGCUUGGUGUUUGCGUUGUUUUGCAGUGGCAUUGCCAUUCAAGAUUUCUCCUUUGUUGGAUCGUUGCAUUGAACGUCUAAGUGCUCUCCGAUCAUCUCCAGAAGCAGUAUCUGGCUACAGUUUUGCAAUAGCAGCGCUGUUGGGAGCAGUGCAGCAUAGCCCAUUGGGUAUUCCUCAUGGGAAAGGAAAGUUGAUUAUGAAUCGAGCAGAGGAGAUUUUACGAUCAGCAGUCCAAAACAGUCGGCUCUCAGUUCAACGCACGCAGGCUGGUUGGCUUCUGAUUUCUGCACUUAUGACACUGGGUCCAUCAGUCAUUCACCACCAUCUGGCAAAAAUUAUUUUGCUUUGGAAAAGUGUAUUUCCACAAUCCCCAAAGGACUUGGAAACUGAGAUAAAUCGAGGGGACUGCUUCACAUGGCAGGUGACGUUAGAAGAACGGGCAGGUGCUCUGUGUGCAAUGAAAAGUUUUGUUUUACACUGUGGAGAUCUGUUUUCUGAUGAUGUAAUUGAGAGACUUCUUCCACCACUUAAGUCUGCUGUGGCUUUAUCAACAGAGCUGCCUUCACUUAACAAAUCCUAUGGAGCUCCAUUGAAAACUGCAUCAACUCUAUAUAAACAACGGUUGUAUGAGAUUUUGGCUUUGCUGCCACCCAAGACUUAUGAAGGGUGUUUUAAUUCUGUUCUGAAAGAACUAAUUGCUGACCUGACUCUGGCUGAUAAUCAGUCAGUUCCUGCUACUUUCUUGCUUCCAUCGCUCUGUCACCAGGACGAUGCUCUAUUACUUGGAGCCUGGUUACAGGAAACUGAUCAUCGAUUCAUCGAGGAGCAGUUAAAGCUGGGUGGCAUUUUGGGAGGUGGAAGCCUUGAACAUGAUCCGUUUAGCAUCUAUGAAAGAUUAGCAGAUGGGGAAUUUGUUCCUGCUCCUCUUCCUCCAGUCUUGUCGGUGGUCAGAGCUGCAGGAGAACUUUUUGGGGUGAUAUUCCCUUAUCUGGAUGUUAAUCACAGAGCACAGCUUUUGGAGCAAUUUACAGAAUCCUUAAAGCAUGCUAAAGGAUCAAAGCAACAGAUCAAUGUUUUUGCUGCGUUCUGCUACGGAUUGAAGAGGUUAGCAUGUAUGAAAGGCAGCUUGGGCCCAGAAGAGGUAAGAAGACCUGCUCUGACUCUUGUCAUGCAUUCCUUGGAAAGUGCUAAUAUUCUUUUGAGAUGUGCUGCUGCAGAGACCCUGGCCAGACUGGCACAGGUGGCAGCAGACAGUGCCUUCACUGCCAGACUGUCACAGAUGAGCUUUGAAAAGUUGAAAUCUGCAAGGGAUGUGAUUUCACGCACGGGACACUCGAUGGCCCUAGGUUCUCUUUACAGAUAUUUAGGAGGAAUUGGUUCAUGCCAACAUCUCAAUGCCUGUGUCAAUAUCCUUCAUACUUUGUCUCAAGAUAGCACCUCCCCUGAAGUUCAGACCUGGGCAUUGCACUCUUUGUCAUUGUUAAUAGAUUCCAGUGGUCAAAUGUAUAACACCCAUGUGGAAUCAAGUCUAUCUCUUGUCUCAUUGCUGCUUCUGAGUGUACCUCCAGCUCAUUCAGAGGUUCAUCAAAGUUUGGGCCGCUGUUUGAAUGCACUUAUUACCACACUGGGACCAGAAUUACAAGGCAACAGCAAAGCUGUCCCCUUGUUAAGAACCUGCUGCCUAGUUGGCUGUGCGGUGAUGCAGGACAACCCUGACUGUCUUGUACAGACACAAGCCAUCUCCUGCCUCCAGCAGUUGCAUAUGUUUGCUCCACGUCACGUCAACCUUUCCAGCCUUGUCCCCAGUCUGUGUGAAAUCUUAUUGGAUAAAUCUGUUUGGGUAAAUCUUUGCAGUUCACACCUGUUGUUAAGACGUGCUGUGAUUGCGUGCCUACGGCAGCUUGUACAGAAGGAAGCCGCUGAGGUGCUGGAAUAUGCCAUGGUUCUUGACAAAGAACCCAAUAAAGGAGGUUGUAAGCUUGAUGUAAAUAUAAGUGAAAUUGGCCUGGAAGGAGCCCUCUUCAGCUUACUGGAUAGGGAAUCGGACCAACAACUUCGUCUAGAUAUUCGUGAAACUUUAAGUCAUAUCCUAUCAUCCACGGCAGUUGAAAAGCUUAGUCAUUGGUUAAAGUUGUGCAAAGAUGUUUUAUCUGCCUCAGCUGACUUCACCACCAACCGUCCAGUAGACACGACUCAGGAAGAGGAGGAUGAAAGGGGAGAUGAUGAAACUAUAUUCACUACCAACAAAGAUGACCAGUUCCGACCAGCGAUUCCACCACGCUGGCCGACCAGGGUAUUUGCAGCAGAAUGUGUAUGUCGAAUUAUCACCCAGUGCGAGAAGAUUGAUGCUACUCCUUUAGAUAUGGCUGUAACUCAGGAAAGGAAGAUAAAGCGCACUCUGAGUGAUUUCUUAGUGGUGCAUCUUGCGGAUUUAAUUCGCGUGGCUUUCAUGGCUGCCACGGAUCACAGUAAUGCAUUGCGAUUGUCUGGCCUUGAAAUGUUACUGAUCAUCAUCAGGAAGUUUGCGCAUGUCCCUGAGCCAGAGUUUCCUGGUCAUGUGAUCCUCGAACAAUAUCAAGCAAAUGUUGGAGCAGCACUGAGGCCUGCUUUCACCCCUGACACACCGCCUGAUGUUACUGCCAAGGCAUGCCAAGUUUGCAGCGCCUGGAUUGGAAGUGGAGUUGUGAGUGACCUAAAUGAUCUUCGAAGAGUUCAUCAGCUGCUAGCAACAUCCUUGACUAAAGUACAAGCUGGCAAGGAAGCACUGAAUCAGCUCUACAAUGAAAGUACCUCAACCAUGGAGAUUGUAGCUGUUCUUAAAGCGUGGGCAGAGGUUUAUAUUGUAACAGUUGAAAGGCAAAAAAUGGACAUGCCAAAGCAAAAGCAGUUCUUGAAGAUUGAAAGUUCUGCAGCUGAGGUCUCUCAGGAUGCAGUUACCGCUGUGGAUGGUCUUCUCACUUUAGUCCAGGCUGAACUAGGAACACUGAGUAAACUUUGGCUGUCUGUACUGCAAGACCAUGCCCUUCUCACCUUGUCUCCAGAAUACAACAGUCAACUUCCAGCUGGAGGUGGUUCCUUCUAUACUUCAGAAACCAUUGAGAGUGCAAGGCCUCAUUAUUGUAAUUCUUGGGCUCCUAUCCUACAAGCCACUGCGUUGUGGCUGAACAGUACAGACUUUGUACUGAUUGAUCCAGAUGAGGACACUUCUUCUCUAUCUCGACCUGUAACUCCAACAAUGCUAGGCCACGAAUCCACUUUAACAAAUGCGGUCAAGUCUCCAGAGGAUGUCAACUCGGAUAGAUUCCACCUUAUUCUAGGAAUCAGUGUCGAAUUUCUAUGUUCACCAAGGCCAGAUGCAUCGAUGGAAAGCAUUAUAGCCUGCCUGCGAGCACUGCAUUCCCUACUGGAUGUGAUCUGGCCACGCUAUGAAAUUGGAAGUGAUCAGGAACUUGGAGUAGAAUUACUGAACGUUUUGCAUCGCUUGAUUGUGACGCGCGAGUCCCCGUUAAUCCAACUGGCUGCAAUUGAUGUUGUGGAACAGAUUAUAAGGGCAGCCCAAGAGCAUGUAAAGGAGAAACGGAGAAGUGCAGCAGUUGAUGAUGGUGCGGCUGAGAAAGAGACACUACCAGAAUUUGGCGAGGGCGAAGAUGGGCUUGUGCCAGGAAAGUCCCUCGUCUUUGCAACACUGGAGUUGACCCUCUCCAUCCUUGUUCGUCAGAUUCCACAAUUAAACCUUAAACUCGUGGAUUCCCCUCUUGGCAGUUCUGGAAAACCUCAGGUGUUGUCCGAGGAUGGGUCAAAGUUAGUAGUAGCUGCCUUGCGAAUUCUCUCUGAACUCACUACAGUUUGUUCUCCAACAGGGAGUGUGUCUAUUCUUCCUACUGUCCUUUACCUUAUCACAGGAGUCUUAAAAGAAACUGCAGUAAGGAGGCUUGAUGGCUGUAUAUCUUCAACAGUCAAUGCCGCACUGCAGGCACUGAAGGUGGUUGUAUCCUCUCCCAUGGCUAGGGCAGAGAAGAGCCAAGUCGCGUGGACUAGGCUUCUCCGCAGUGCUCUUGCAACUAUUUUGGAAUAUUGGAAUCCAGAGCUGAACCACUCAGAUCUGGAUGAAGUGAGCAUGCUAACUGCCAUUAGUAUUUUCCUGAUGUCAGCAAACCCAGACGUUACAUGUGUGCAGUGCCUUGAAAAGGAAUGUAUCAACCGGUUUAAAGUAAUCCUCAGUUGUAAAAAUCCAGUAAUGCAGACACAUUGCUGCAGAUUGCUGCAGUCAGUAAUCCAACAUCCUAAUAAAGCAGUGUCCACACCCUACAUCCACUCCCUGACUAUUUUGGUUGUGAAUCGGUUACGUGAGGUGGAAAAAGAGAAACCAAGCACGGGCACCGAGUUGCAGGCCGUGCUGGAAGGGGUGAAGACUCUGGAGACUUUGGUCAGCUUGGCUGAAGAACAAAACCGCAUCUAUUUGGUGGCUUUGCUUCUACCAAUUCUGAUAUCCUUCCUUUUGGAUGAAAAUGCUCGAAUAUCAGCACCAAAUCCGGUGAAGAGUUUACAUGAGUUUGGCCUACAGAACCUGAUGCGAAUAGGUCCACAGUAUCCAGCUAUUUUUCAAAAGUUGAUGGGUACGUCACCGGCUAUGAAAGCUCGACUUGAAGGAGCCGUUAAAGGUAACCAAGAGAGCUUCGAAGCAAAGAAAACGGCUGGACAGUCAAAAUGUUCUGGAAAAAAUUCUCCAAGUAUUCAACUCAAGACUGAUUUUUCUAAUUUCCAAGAGCUGUGAAAUAAUUUAACAACUACUCAUGUCGAUAGGUUUACCAAAUUGGAGCAAGUGAAGGGAAUUUAUUCAGUUAAAGUUGAAGAAAUCGUAAAUGGUAUAAUUUAAGGAUUUGUUACAUGUUUAGGAUAGUGUAGAGCAGCUUGUGUAUGGUUAACAUUUUAAAACUUGACGAACAUCCCAUUUUUAGAAAUUAGCAUUUUAUUUUUUAUUAGAAAGCAUCCAUACAUUUCUAACAUUUCUUUUACUGUUAUUUUAAUUCUUGAUUUACCCAAGUGAAGUCUUAAAACACGUGUACACAAUUAUGGAAAUUAAAUAAGAAUUCGUAUAGCCUAUUAACUAAGAUCUGGUAUCCAUCCCGAGUUAUAUAUAUCCAGAGAUGUAAUAUUAAAGGGAAUUUUAUGCAAGUAUCUUUGUCAUUAAAAGGCUGCUCUCCUUUGGCCUGAAAUUUACAGAAUUCCUGAUAUAGGUAGACACUGUUAUUUGUGUGAUUCAAAACAUGCAAAUUUAUAGCCAGCUAACUUAUAUGAACUACAAAUGCACUACAACUGUAUUAUUUUAAACAAACAAGAUUGUUACAUUGCUCGGCGCUUUCUUUAAAAAGAAUAUCAAUUAUAUUUUUUUAAAGUGAGCUUUAAUAAAUCUCUAACCACAAGUUGUUUUCUAUAUGUGGCUGUUAAUGCCGCUCAAUUUUGUUUGCCAGUGAUAAUAAUAUUACACUGUAAAGUGUGAAGUAUUUCUAAUGUCACAAUCUUUUUACUUAUGGACUAAUUUCACAAGCUUUUCUUACAGAAAACCAAAUUGCAAUUUACUAGCUAACAUUUUUUGCUUUGGCUUAACUGAAGCUCUGAAGUACUAUAUUAAUAGACGACUUGCAAGUUAUGUAUAUAACACAUGUAAAUGAUAUAGAAUAACUACAUAUGCGUUAUUACCACUUUUGUAUUUUUAAAUAAAGCUAAUUUCUUCA
Molecule: messenger RNA, 7805 nt
Organism: Amblyraja radiata (thorny skate)
Lineage: Eukaryota; Metazoa; Chordata; Chondrichthyes; Rajiformes; Rajidae
Gene: heatr5a
Product: HEAT repeat containing 5a
Exons: 37
Coding region: 677-6844 (2055 amino acids)
Biological process (GO): retrograde transport, endosome to Golgi; intracellular protein localization; endocytosis
Cellular component (GO): Golgi apparatus; membrane; endocytic vesicle
Source: RefSeq, a predicted model, not a curated record